Messenger RNA from Microthlaspi erraticum, 2688 nucleotides. The record is from the annotation of a GenBank genome assembly. Lineage: Eukaryota; Viridiplantae; Streptophyta; Magnoliopsida; Brassicales; Brassicaceae.
AUGUCGGUGGCUUCGGUUCAGCCAGUAGCGGCUCAGCCAGUGAGUCAGAUCGCAGCAGUGCAGCCGUUGGGUCAGAUUGCACCGGCGCCGCGGGGUUACUCUUCAGUGGAGACUGGCGGGACUAGUCAGACCGGGCAGAUCACAGUCAUUUUUAUCUGUGAUAGUCUUGUGGAGGUUCUCAACGCAAUUGAAUGUGUAGGGACCUUGUUAGUGGGCGGUUUUGAGUCCCACGUUUUAUUCGACUCUGGAGCAUCGAAUUGCUUCAUUACACCGGAGCGUGCCGAGAAGAGUGGCAUCCGGAGUAGCGCGGGCGAGAGCGCGGGCAUGGUCAAGGUGGCGGGAGGUGGAUUCUUGUCUACUUUGGGCCGUGCUAGAGGAGUCGAGAUCGAGAUUGCGGGGCAGUCAAUGCCAGCAGACUUAGUCAUCAGUCCGGUGGAGCUGUAUGACGUUAUUCUCGGGAUGGACUGGUUGUCACACUACAGAGUUCAUCUGGAUUGCUACAGAGGUAGAGUGGUCUUCGAGCGAGAUGCAGGGAGGUUGGUUUAUCAGGGAGUGAGACCGACUUCCGGGAGUAUUGUGAUAUCUGCUAUUCAGGCCGAGCAGUUGUUAGAGCGGGGCUGUGAGGCGUAUCUGGCGACGAUUUCUAUGUCUGAGUCAGGAGCUGGAGUUGUUAUGGGAGAUAUUGAGGUUGUCCAGGAUUUUGAGGAUGUCUUUCAGUCACUGAAGGGAUUACCACCAUCUCGGUCUGAUCCUUUCACGAUUGAGUUAGAGCCGGGGACAGCACCGAUAUCGAAGACGCCUUACAGGAUGGCGCCAGCUGAGUUGGCAGAGCUGAAGAAGCAGAUAGAGGACCUUUUGUCUAAGGGGUUCAUUCGACCGAGUGUUUCACCGUGGGGAGCACCGGUGUUGUUUGUGAAGAAGAAGGAUGGCAGUUUCAGACUUUGUAUCGAUUACAGAGGUCUUAACCGAGUCACUGUGAAGAACAGGUACCCACUCCCGAGGAUUGAUGAGUUGUUGGAUCAGUUGAGGGGUGCUACUUGGUUCUCCAAGAUUGACUUGGCAUCGGGGUAUCAUCAGAUCCCGAUAGAUGAGGCAGAUGUCAGGAAGACUGCUUUCAGGACGCGUUAUGGGCAUUUUGAGUUUGUGGUUAUGCCUUUCGGUUUGACUAACGCGCCGGCAGCCUUCAUGAGAUUGAUGAACGACGUGUUCAGGGAGUAUUUGGACGUGUUUGUCAUCAUUUUCAUUGACGAUAUUCUGGUAUACUCGAGGAGUCAGGAGGAGCAUGCGACUCACUUGAGGUUGGUUCUGGAGAAGCUUCGGGAGCAGAAGCUUUUUGCUAAGUUGAGCAAGUGCAGUUUCUGGCAGCGAGAGAUGGGAUUUCUUGGCCACAUUGUUUCUGCAGAGGGAGUUUCUGUGGAUCCGGCUAAGAUUGAGGCUAUCAGAGAUUGGCCUAGACCUAGUAGUGCCACCGAGAUCAGGAGUUUUCUGGGUUUGGCAGGAUACUACAGGAGGUUCGUCAAGGGGUUUGCUACCAUGGCGCAGCCGAUGACGAAGUUGACCGGGAAGGAUGUCCCGUUUGUUUGGUCAGCUGAGUGUGAGGAGAGCUUUAGUCAGCUCAAGGAGAUGUUGACUACUACACCAGUGUUGGCGUUACCCGAGCCAGGGAAGCCUUACAUGGUGUAUACAGAUGCUUCAGGCAUUGGUCUUGGUUGUGUGCUGAUGCAGGAGGGCAGAGUGAUAGCAUAUGCUUCGAGACAGUGGCAGGGCAGUGAGCGUAACCGUCCUACACAUGACUUAGAGUUGGGAGCAGUGAUCUUCGCGUUGAAGAUUUGGAGGUCUUACUUGCUAGGUGAGACAGUACAGGUCUUCACGGAUCACAAGAGUUUGCAGCAUAUCUUCACUCAGCCGAUGAUGAACGCGAGACAGACGCGCUGGGUUGAGUUCUUGGCGGACUAUCAGGUGAGCAUUAACUACCAUCCGGGCAAGGCUAACCUAGUGGCGGACGCGUUGAGUAGACGGAGGUAUGAUUCCGCAGUUGAGCGAGAUGUGGAGUCUCUAGUUGGCGAGAUCAGUACCUUGCGUUUGUGUGCCAUUUCGCAGGAGCCUUUGGGUUUAGAGGCAGUGGAUCAGGCGGAUCUACUUAGCAGGAUCAGAGUUGCUCAGCAGAGUGAUCAGAGUUUGCUAGAUGCGACGAGAGUGACUGGUUCUGAGUAUGAGGUCUCUGCGAAUGGGACUAUCUUGGUUCGUGGGCGAGUUUGUGUGCCUAAGGAUGUGGAGUUGAGACAUCAGAUUUUGGGAGAGGCUCACGCGAGCAAGUUUUCCAUUCAUCCGGGAGCGACCAAGAUGUACCAUGACCUCAAGAGGUACUAUCAUUGGGUCGGGAUGAAGAGGGAUGUAGCAGACUGGGUUGCGAAGUGCAACACUUGUGCCUUGGUGAAGGCAGAGCAUCAGGUUCCGGGUGGUCUUUUGCAGAGUUUACCCAUUCCAGAGUGGAAGUGGGACAGGAUUACGAUGGAUUUCGUGGUUGGACUACCUGUUUCGAGGACUUUCGAUGCUAUUGGGAAGUUUGUGCGAGAGAUUGUGAGGCUGCAUGGAGUGCCAGCUAGUAUUGUGUCAGACCGUGAUCCCAGAUUCACUUCAGAGUUUUGGAGAGCUUUUCAGGCAGAGAUGGGCACUAAGGUGCAUUGA